GUUGUGUCCGUCGGAGAAAAACGAGAAAAUAUCAAUUUUGCAGAAUUUUAUCAACUAUAUUCAGUUGAAAUCACAUUUAUAUAAUGGCUGAUGCCGCAGCACGUCAGCUGCAAUACGAGUAUAAAGCGAACUCGAAUCUUGUCUUGCAAGCGGAUGUUCGUCUGAUCGAACGUCCCCGGCGGGAUGAGGCAACGGGCGAAGUGCUGUCGUUGGUUGGCAAGCUGGAGGGCACCCGCAUGGGAGACCGGGCGCAGCGCACCAAGCCGGAAAAAACAGAGGAGCGCAAGGCUAAGCGGCAGAAGCGUGACGAAGCGCAGUACGAUUUCAACAGUAUGAAGGGCGCGACCCUGCUGUCGGAGGGAAUCGACGAAAUGGUCGGCAUCGUGUACCGGCCGAAGACGCAGGAAACCCGCCAGACGUACGAGGUGCUGCUGAGCUUCAUUCAGGAGGCGAUCGGUGAUCAACCGCGGGAUAUUCUCUGCGGUGCGGCCGACGAGAUUUUGGCGGUUUUGAAAAAUGAUAAGAUGAAAGAUCGCGAGAGGAAGCGGGAAAUCGAUGGGCUGUUGGGGAAUGUUACGGAUGAACGGUUUGCGCUGUUGGUUAAUUUGGGGAAGAAAAUUACCGACUUUGGGUCGGAUGCGGCGAGCGCGAUGGGCGUUACGGCGGAGGAACAGAUCGACGAUACGUACGGGAUUAAUGUGCAGUUUGAGGAGUCCGAGGAGGAAAGUGACGAGGAUAAGUACGGGGAGAUUCGGGAUGAUGACGUGCAGGAUGAGGGCGAGGAGGCGAGGGAUGACGGGAUGUUGCACGCAGAAAAUCUCGGUGGUAACGAGGAGGGUAAAAAGGAAAAGGCGCUGGAUCCACGUGAUAUCGAUGCCCAUUGGCUGCAGCGCUGCUUGCGGAAGUACUACAACGAUUCUAUGUUGUCACAGGCGAAGGCUGGCGAAGUACUCAGCGUCCUGAAGGACGCUGGGGAUGAUAGAGAGUGUGAAAACCAAUUGGUGUUGCUGCUGGGAUAUGAUUGUUUUGAUUUCAUCAAACUGUUGAAGAAAAAUCGGCAAAUGAUUCUGUACUGUACAAUGCUGGCUUCUUCGCAAAGCGAAAGUGAGCGUAUUAAGAUUCGUGAAAAGAUGAAGGGAGAUGCCUAUUUGGCGAAAAUUUUGAGGCAGCUCGAUACCGGUAAGCAGGAGGUAGAGGAUUAUGAAAGUGAAAAGUCUAAAAUGCAACGUCGCAGGAAGGAACAGGACGAUGAUAACAUGGAAGGUAUUGGAGGGCAGAUUCCUGGUAAUCGGAAUUUACUGGAGUUGGAUGAGCUGGCUUUCACGCAGGGUUCGCAUCUGAUGGCUAACAAACGGUGUCAGCUGCCGGAUGGUAGCUUUAGGAAGCAGCGGAAGGGUUAUGAGGAGGUUCACGUGCCGGCGCUGAAGCCUAAAGCGUUUGAGGAAAACGAAGAGCUGCUGACGAUCGAAAAGCUGCCGAAAUAUGUGCAGCCGGUUUUUGCUGGAUUCAAGACACUGAAUCGAAUUCAGAGUCGGCUGUAUAAGACGGCUUUGGAAAGUGAUGAAAAUCUACUACUGUGUGCCCCCACGGGUGCCGGUAAGACUAACGUAGCUCUGCUGACGAUGAUGCGGGAAAUUGGUAAACAUAUUAACGAUGAUGGUACAAUUAAUGUGGACGAAUUUAAAAUAAUUUACAUUGCUCCGAUGCGUUCGUUGGUACAGGAAAUGGUCGGUAACUUUGGUAAGCGCUUGGCUACUUACAACUUGACCGUAUCGGAAUUAACUGGGGACCAUCAGCUUAGUCGAGAACAGAUAGCUGCUACGCAGGUUAUAGUAUGUACCCCGGAAAAGUGGGACAUUAUCACGCGAAAGGGAGGAGAGAAAACUUACACACAGUUGGUUCGAUUGGUAAUUAUUGAUGAAAUUCAUUUGCUGCAUGACGAACGGGGUCCAGUUUUGGAAUCGUUGGUUGCGAGAACCAUUCGAAACAUUGAAACCACUCAGGAGGAUGUUCGUUUGGUUGGAUUAUCAGCUACUCUGCCGAAUUAUCAGGACGUUGCGACCUUUCUGCGUGUUCGACCGGAAACUGGUUUGUUCUACUUCGAUAACAGCUACCGUCCGGUUGCGCUGGAACAGCAGUACAUUGGUGUUACGGAGAAGAAAGCCCUCAAGCGGUUCCAGGUGAUGAAUGAUAUCGUUUACGAGAAGGUUAUGGAACAUGCCGGGAAGAAUCAGGUGCUGGUUUUUGUCCAUUCGCGGAAGGAAACCGGUAAAACAGCGCGUGCAAUUAGGGACAUGUGUCUGGAGAAGGAUACGUUGGGAAACUUUCUGCGGGAAGGUUCUGCCAGUAUGGAAGUUUUACGGUCCGAAGCUGAGCAGGUGAAAAAUGCCGAGUUGAAAGAUUUGCUUCCGUAUGGUUUUGCCAUCCAUCACGCCGGUAUGACUCGUGUCGACAGGACGCUUGUGGAGGAUCUUUUCGCCGAUCGGCACAUCCAGGUGUUGGUUUCAACUGCUACCCUGGCUUGGGGUGUAAAUUUACCCGCCCAUACUGUCAUCAUUAAAGGGACACAGGUUUACAAUCCGGAGAAAGGCCGUUGGGUUGAGCUUGGAGCGUUGGAUGUUCUUCAGAUGCUGGGUCGAGCCGGUCGUCCACAGUACGAUACCAAGGGAGAAGGCAUUCUGAUUACCAACCACAGUGAGCUCCAGUUUUAUCUGUCGCUUCUCAACCAACAGCUACCGAUCGAAUCGCAGUUAAUUUCCAAGAUGCCCGACAUGCUGAAUGCUGAGAUCGUUCUGGGAACCAUACAGAACGUUAAGGAUGCAGUCACCUGGCUUGGUUACACCUAUCUGUACAUCCGGAUGCUUCGUCAGCCGACUCUGUACGGGGUUUCGUACGAUGCCAUUAAGGAUGAUCCUCUGCUAGAACAAUUCCGUGCGGAUUUGGUUCACACGGCUGCAUUGAAUUUGGAGAAGAGUGGCCUAAUUAAGUACGAUCGCAAGAGUGGCCACUUCCAGGUGACGGAAAUCGGUAGAAUCGCUUCUCAUUAUUAUUGUACCCACGAAACCAUGCUGACUUACAACCAACUACUGAAACCAACCCUCAGCGAAAUCGAACUGUUCCGUGUGUUUUCCCUGUCGGGAGAGUUCCGCAACAUUACCGUUCGUGAGGAGGAAAAACUGGAACUGCAAAAGCUAAUGGAACGCGUUCCGAUUCCGAUCAAAGAAAGCAUGGAGGAAGCCAGCGCCAAGGUUAAUGUCCUGCUGCAGGCCUACAUCUCGCAGCUGAAACUCGAGGGCUUCGCCCUGAUGGCCGACAUGGUCUACGUAACCCAAUCGGCAUCUCGAUUGCUUCGGGCAAUCUUCGAAAUCGUCCUGCACCGAGAGUGGGCUCAACUGGCGGACAAAUGCUUAACGCUAUGCAAAAUGAUCGACCGUCGAAUGUGGCAAAGUAUGUCCCCUCUGCGUCAGUUCCGCAAAAUGCCCGAAGAAAUCGUCAAAAAAAUCGAAAAGAAAAACUUCCCCUGGGAACGGUUGUACGAUCUGGAGGCAAACGAAAUCGGCGAACUGAUCCGCGUUCCAAAGCUGGGCAAAACGAUCUAUAAGUAUGUUCACCAGUUUCCGAAGCUGGAACUUUCGACGCACAUUCAACCGAUCACGCGUUCCACGCUCCGCGUGGAGCUAACCAUUACUCCCGACUUCCAGUGGGACGACAAGAUUCACGGUCAGUCGGAAGCGUUCUGGAUUUUGGUCGAAGACGUCGACUCGGAGGUCAUUCUGCAUCAUGAGUACUUUCUACUGAAGGCAAAGUACUGUCAGGACGAUCAUUUGGUGAAAUUUUUCGUGCCGGUCUUUGAACCGUUGCCACCGCAGUACUUUUUACGCAUCGUGUCGGAUCGCUGGAUCGGUUCGGAAACGCAGCUGCCGGUUUCUUUCCGACAUUUGAUUUUACCAGAGAAAAAUCUUCCCCCAACGGAGCUGCUCGAUUUGCAGGCUCUUCCCAUUAGUGCUUUCCGUGAGCCACGGUUCGAGCAGUUGUAUCGUUUUCCGCAGUUUAAUCCCAUUCAAACGCAGGUCUUUAAUGCCGUCUACAACAGCGAGGAUAAUGUCUUUGUCGGCGCACCGACGGGGUCGGGCAAAACCACGAUCGCCGAGUUUGCAGUGCUUCGCAUGCUGAAACAAAACCCGCACGGACGGGUUGUCUAUUUGGUGUCGAGGGAUUCGCUCGCCGAGCUGAUCUUCAUGGAUUGGCAUCACAAGUUUGGACAGAAUUUGGAAAAUGACGACAUGGGCUGUAAGGUCGUGAAGCUAACCGGUGAAACCGGGACGGAUUUGAAGCUUAUCGCGAAGGGUCAGAUCAUUGUGACAACGGCGGACAAGUGGGACAUUCUGUCCCGUCGUUGGAAGCAGAGGAAGAACGUUCAGAACAUUCAGCUGUUUAUCGUGGAUGAACUGCAGCUGAUCGGAGGGGAGGAUGGUCCCGUUCUGGAAGUUGUCUGUUCCCGUAUGCGCUACAUUUCUUCGCAGAUCGAGAAACAGAUUCGAAUCAUUGCUUUGUCGGCUUCGUUGUCGGAUGCACGCGAUGUGGCCAACUGGUUGGGAUGCAACGCCAAUGCGACCUUUAAUUUCCACCCCAGCGUUCGUCCGAUUCCACUGGAAUUGCACGUACAAGGAUUCAACAUAACCCACAAUGCGUCGCGAAUCGCCGCUAUGUCAAAGCCUGUCUACAAUGCCAUAACUAAGUUCAGCCCGCAUAAACCGGCGAUCGUUUUUGUGUCCUCACGUAAACUUGCUCGCCUUACGGCGAUCGAUAUCUUGACAUAUUGCGCAGCAGAAGCUCAACCGAAUCGUUUCUUCCAUGCCGAAGAAGAGGACAUCAAACCUUUCCUGGAUCGAAUGACCGAUAAGACGUUGAAGGAAACUCUCUCGCAAGGAGUGGCCUACAUUCAUGAGGGACUGACUGCAUCCGACCAUCGUAUCGUCGAACAGCUGUUCGAUUCGGGAGCCGUUCAGGUUGCUGUGGUUACGCGAGAUCUCUGCUGGGGCCUCAACAUCACCGCCUACCUGGUUGUUAUUAUGGACACACAAUUUUACAACGGAAAAAGCCAUUCUUAUGACGACUAUCCCAUAACAGACGUCAUGCAAAUGGUUGGCAGAGCCAACCGUCCACUGGAAGAUGACGAUGCCAAGUGUGUCCUAAUGUGUCAGAGUUCCAAGAAGGACUUCUUCAAAAAAUUCCUGAACGAAAGUUUACCGGUCGAAAGUCAUUUGGAUCAUCGUUUGCACGAUCAUUUCAACGCUGAAAUCGUAACAAAAACCAUCGAAAACAAACAGGAUGCUGUCGAUUACCUAACAUGGACCUUCCUGUACCGGCGUUUGACCCAAAAUCCAAACUACUACAACCUACAGGGUGUCACCCAUCGACAUUUGUCCGAUCAUCUAUCCGAACUGGUAGAAACAACCCUCUCCGAUCUGGAGCAAUCCAAGUGCAUCAGCAUUGAGGACGAAAUGGAUACCCUCCCGUUGAAUUUGGGCAUGAUUGCUGCCUAUUACUACAUCAACUACACGACGAUCGAACUGUUCAGCCUCUCGCUGAAUAGUAAAACUAAAAUUCGUGGUUUGCUGGAGAUUAUUUCAUCGGCAGCGGAGUAUGAAGACGUAGUCGUGCGCCAUCACGAAGAUAACAUCCUGAAGAGCUUAGCCGGUCGGCUUCCGAACAAGCUGACCGGUCCCAACGGGACCGCUCCAAAAUACAACGACCCGCACAUCAAAACGAACCUCCUGCUGCAAGCCCAUCUAUCACGACUUCAGCUUGGCGCCGAGCUGCAGGGCGAUACGGAGCAAAUCCUGGGCAAAGCAAUCCGGCUCAUUCAGGCUUGCGUUGACGUGCUCAGCUCGAACGGUUGGCUCUCGCCGGCCGUUGCCGCUAUGGAACUGGCCCAGAUGGUCACGCAAGCCAUGUGGAGCAAGGACUCGUACCUGAAGCAGCUGCCGCACUUUAGCGGCGACAUAAUCAAACGCUGCCAGGAUAAGAACAUCGAAACCGUGUUCGAUAUAAUGGAACUGGACGACGACGAUCGGAGCCGUCUGCUGCAGCUGAGCGACCUGCAAAUGUCGGACGUUGCACGGUUCUGCAACCGCUAUCCCAACAUCGAGAUGACAUUCGAAGUGGUGGACCGAGACCGCAUACAUUCCGGAUCCUCCGUCAAUGUGGUUGUCAAUUUGGAACGCGAGGAUGAUGUUACUGGACCAGUUAUUGCUCCGUUCUUCCCGCAGAAACGUGAGGAAGGCUGGUGGGUGGUUAUUGGUGAUCCCAAAACCAACUCGUUGCUGUCGAUCAAACGGUUGACACUGCAGCAGAAAGCCAAGGUCAAGCUGGACUUUGUGGCACCCAGUCCGGGCCAUCACGAGUACACGCUGUACUACAUGAGUGACUCGUACCUGGGAUGCGAUCAGGAGUACACCUUCAGCAUCAACGUGGGUGACUUCCAGUCGGAGAGCGAAAGCGAAUCCGAUUAGGAAGUCGAUCAAGGUAAGAACAAACUAGAUUGAUCUUCACGGCCACAGAAUGACAUCCGAAUUAAUCGUAUUGAUUUACUUCUUGUACAUCAUCCAGCUCAUACUUAAGACAGUAAAAAUAAAUUCCGAUUAAAAA
This is a messenger RNA of Sabethes cyaneus, 6651 nucleotides long. RefSeq names its product U5 small nuclear ribonucleoprotein 200 kDa helicase (gene l(3)72Ab). NCBI's taxonomy places the organism in Eukaryota, Metazoa, Arthropoda, Insecta, Diptera, Culicidae. Gene Ontology annotation, molecular function: nucleic acid binding; ATP binding; ATP hydrolysis activity. The record is from RefSeq and is a predicted model, not a curated record. The transcript is spliced from 5 exons. Gene Ontology annotation, cellular component: nucleus. Bases 84 to 6515 code for a protein of 2143 amino acids.